UUUAUAUAAAGCACCAAUAGCGCGUGUCAUUCCAACAGAUACAACAACAUGGCUACUAGAGCUCGGUGGCGCUUCCUUGCUGUGGUGGUCUUCGUCGUAACACAUGGACAUAGAGCUAUAGCUUCUCAAGAAAUCAUGAAGAAAUUAACCACAGGGUUUUCUAAGGCUUUAGAGGAGUGUAAGCAAGAAAUGGGUUUCGGCGAGCACAUCAUGAAAGACUUCUACAACUACUGGAAGGAGGACUACGAGCUGCUGAACAGAGAAACAGGCUGCGCCAUCAUGUGUAUGGCCUCCAAAUUCGACCUCAUCGCGGACGACAUGAGUCUACACCACCAGAAUGCGCAUGAGUUUGCUAAAACGCACGGAGCUGAUGACGACAUGGCCAAGCAGCUAGUGAACAUGCUGCACGACUGCGAGAAGGUUCACGACUCCAUUGUCGACAACUGCAGUAAAACCCUGGAGAUAUCUAAGUGUUUCCGCACCAAGAUACAUGAGCUCAAGUGGGCCCCCUCCAUGGAAGAGAUCCUCGAGGAGGUCAUGACUGAAGUUUAAAUGAUAGAGUAGAAUUGGUAACUGGAGAUAACACGUCUAAAUGAUGUUUUCUUAUAUACUCGCUUUCCAAAUCGUCAGUAGAUGUAGGUACUAAGUAAUCAUAAUAUUGCUAGAGGUCAUAGUAGAU
Messenger RNA from Bicyclus anynana (squinting bush brown), 679 nucleotides. RefSeq names its product general odorant-binding protein 1-like. The coding region runs from base 49 to 552 and encodes 167 amino acids. The transcript has 3 exons. The record is from RefSeq and is a predicted model, not a curated record. Gene Ontology annotation, molecular function: odorant binding. Lineage: Eukaryota; Metazoa; Arthropoda; Insecta; Lepidoptera; Nymphalidae.